Molecule: messenger RNA, 3606 nt
Organism: Phragmites australis (common reed)
Lineage: Eukaryota; Viridiplantae; Streptophyta; Magnoliopsida; Poales; Poaceae
Product: disease resistance protein RGA2-like
Exons: 1
Coding region: 126-3401 (1091 amino acids)
Biological process (GO): defense response to other organism
Molecular function (GO): ADP binding
Source: RefSeq, a predicted model, not a curated record
CACAGACAAAACUAUUUUUUUUGGAAAAUAGAAGCUUCAUUGACCCAGACAGAACUCUUACAGCACUGCCAAGAUAUAGCUAAGGGCGGAGGAGCCAACUGCCGGCCCCGAGGAGGACGACGACCAUGGAGGCACUGCAAUGGAUCCUCUCAGCCGGGGUCAACAUCCGCGAAGCGACUCAGCUGAACGAUGAGCUGGACCGCCUCCGGACCACCUUGCCCAAGGCUCGCUUCCUCGUCAGUCGUGGCGAGUGGGGCAGGUCCAAGGACAAGGAGCUGGCAAUGCUUCUCUCGCAGCUCAAGGACAGCACCUACGAUGCCGAGGACCUCCUCCGCGAGCUGGAUGAUCAGGUGCUGCGGCAAAAGAUAGAGGACGCUGACCGGAGCCGGGCAGGUCAACUCUUGUCUUCCUCUCUGAAUCUCGCAAAAAAAUUUAUCUAUGGUAGCAAAACAAGGGUAAAGGAGACCCAAGAUAAGCUCGACAAUUCAGUGGCUGCGAUAGAGGGAGUGCUCAAUUUUAUGGGUCUUAAUGUUGAGCCAGUGCAGCUCAUGCCGGAGACAAGUUCAGUCAUUGGCGCUCCUCAAGUGUUUGGCCGCGACACAGAACGAGAUCUAGUGAUCGAGAUGCUCGGUGUGACGAUUGGCCUUGAGGACAAACGUGAUCAGAUGAUCAAACUAUUGGGUGUGCCACUCACCGGAGGUUGUGGAUCUGCAGAGUCUAAUGGAAAACGAGAAGCAGCAGCAGCAGAAGGAGGAGGAGGCAAUGGUGUCACAUCUACAUCCAGAGCCAAGCGACUAAAAGGAAACAGCAGCAGCGCCGGAUUUGCUGAGACCAACCGCACUGACAACGUUUCUGUCUUGCCGAUUGUCGGCAUUGGCGGGGUGGGGAAGACUACCCUGGCUCAGCUCAUCUACAAUGAUCCAAGGGUGAAACAUCACUUUGAAGUGAGGGUAUGGGUCUGCGUUUCAGACCUCUUUGACAAGAAAAGGAUAACAAAGGAGAUCGUUGAAUCCAUCACUGGGAAAGAGUACAACCGAUCAUGCAGUUUAAAUUAUCUUCAAGAGACAUUGAAGGAGAAGCUGCCGAAGCUCCAAAAGUUCCUUUUUGUGUUGGAUGAUGUUUGGCCGAAUGCUAAUGACGAGUGGGAGGCAUUUUUUGCACCAUUGAGGGAAGGACGUGAAGGCAGCAUGGUCUUAGUGACCACAAGAUCUCCAAAGGUUGCUGACCUUGUCACCACCAGCAACUGUAAGCCUGUCCAACUCGAAGGAUUGCCCAGUGAUAUAUUUUGGGAGUUCUUCAGGAAGUGUGCAUUUGGUAAAGACUGCCCUGAGUCAUAUCCUCACUUGCAAGAUAUUGGUCAGAGCAUUUCCUCUAGGUUGUGCGGGUCUCCUUUGGCUGCGAAAACUCUCGGACGCCUGUUGAAUAUGGAGCUGACCGAGCGACAUUGGAGGAAUGUCCAGGACAGUGAAUUGUGGGAACUACCGCAUCACGAGAAUGAGAUAUUACCAGCCCUCCAACUGAGCUACUUGUAUCUCCCACAAGAACUUAAGAGAUGCUUUACAUUUUGCUCCAUAUUUCCAAAAGAUUAUAGCUUCGAAAGAGAUAAGAUAGUUGGCAUGUGGGUGGCGGAGGGCUUUAUUGCACCAGUGGGGAACAUGCAUCUUGAAGAUGUGGGGAUUACAUAUUUGGAUGAAUUGAGAAGCAGAUUUCUUUUUCAAUCUGAUCCAAAGUCCCCUGAUCGAGCUAUAUAUGUAAUGCAUGACUUGAUUCAUGAUAUGGCAAUGUCCGUUUCUGCAGAUGAAUGCAUCUUGAUGAAAGAUUUGAGCUACCAGGAGCAGAAGAGAAUGCCGCAUACAGUUCGCCAUAUGUCAGUCGAGGUUUCUGGUGAAUCCAUGAGCAGAAUGAGAGACAUUCAAUAUUUGAAUAAAUUGCAUUCACUCAGGUUCGAAAAGAAACUUAACGUUGAGAUUAAAUGGUUUAAUCAGCUUUCUAACAUCCUGUAUUUGAGCCUAAAAGGUUGCACGCUGGUAAAGCUACCUGAAAGCAUAUAUGAUUUGACUAGUCUCCGUUAUCUUGAUAUAUCUGGUAGCUGUGUACUAGAGUUGCCAGAGAAAUUCUGGUGCCUUUACAGCCUUCAAUUUUUUGAUGCACCUCGUUCCUAUCUGCGCAGAUUUCAUCAGGACAUAACAAAGCCAAUGAGCCUGCGCCAUCUAGUUCUGCCACCGACAGCAUCUAAGGCCUUAUCAGAGAUAAGAGGGCUUGGAAAUCUGUCUUGUCUACGGAACUUGAGUGAGUUUAGAGUUGGAAUAGAAAAUGGGCGUAAAAUUGGUGAGCUCAAGUUCAUGAAUCGGCUCAGUGGAACGCUGUCUAUCAGAUCUCUUCGUAAUGUUCGGAGCACCGAAGAGGCCGCUGAGGCUAGACUUUUUGACAAGCAAUACCUCAAGGAAUUGCUUCUAGACUGGGAAGAUGAGAGCACGUCCGGGUCCGGGCAGCUGAGGCGCGGUGACAGUGGAGUGGUCGAAGGCUUACGUCCUAAUUCAAGAAUUGAAAGCCUUAAAGUCCAUGAAUUUUUGGGUGAUAGGUUUUCUCCAACUUGGUUUAGACCAGAGGACUUAACGACUCUAAGAAGCCUGGUGCUUUACAGAUGCCUUUACUUGAAAAGUUUAUCAAUCCCCUGCAUAGCUUCCCUCGAACAGUUGGAGCUGAAAGAGGUAGGGAUUGAAUCCCUCACAACUUUUGCUGACCGUAGGACGCAGCAUGCAAGCAGCAGCAGCAGCAAUGGCAUUGCAUCCUUCGCCUUGACACGCCUCACUUCUCUACGUCUUUUCGGAUGCAAUAAGCUGGCAAAUCUUGACCAGUUUUUGUCCCCAGAGAACCUGCCAUCCCUCAAGUCGCUAUUCCUGGAGUACUGUGACGAUCUAGUAUCAAUACCUGUCCAUAGUUUUGUGGGAUUUGUUUGCCUACAGGACCUGAAAAUCUGCGGGUGUGCCAAGUUAGUGUGCCCACGGGAAAUGGUGUUGCCCCCAUCACUCCUGCGGCUCACUCUAUCAGAUUGCGGUGAGUUCGACAGGUCACUUGCAGCCUGCCUGGAGAACCUUACCUCUCUCACCGACCUGCAGCUGGUUCACUGUCUCAACAUCAUCUUCAUCCCGUUGAGCUCCAUCGCAGGCACCAAACGCCUGGUUGUCCGUUACUGCCCGGAGUUGUCAUCGAUUGGAGGAUCGCACGGUCUUUCAUCCAUACAGCAUGCCGAGCUAUCCGACUGCCCUAAGCUGACCGAAGUAGAACAGCCCUACAAAAAGAACACAGCCCUACAAAAAGAACACAUCGAGAUACUGCAAAAAGAUCUGCUCAAGUUUUGGAGUACGCCAGAUUGGAACAAGUUUCUGAGUACGCCGUGAUGAUAUGCUUACACCUUUCCCCGUCACUACAAAGAUCUUUUGCGAAUGGAUAAAUUUAGACGUGUGUUUAUUGUAGUAUCUUUUGUAAAGGAUUGCAUCCUCUGUACAUGUGUAUUUGCAGAUGACCGGUUGAUCUGAUACGAGUUAUGUAUGUGGCUGAGGAUAACUAUUUUGUAUUUUCAAAGUUUAGAACUGAUGGCAUAUU